GUGUAUUUUCCACGUGACAGAAUUGGCAGCACAACACGAGCACGUGGGGUCGGUCAGAUGAACCCGUCGAGCAGCGCGUCGCAUGCGCUCGUGUCGAUCAUCAAGCUCGCGGGCUCGGUGCAGGGCGCGCUCCUCCGCGUGGGCGAGACGUACAUCUUGCUCAACUGCGGCGACCCGUCGCCGGCGGCGCCGACCGCGAUCACGUCCAUGACCACGAUGGGGCUGCCGCAAGGUAGCAUUGUGAGCGCCGUCUUGAUCACGGACUGGCGCAUCUCGAGCUGCGGCAUGCUGCCGCCGUUCCUCUCUGUCUACAACACGCACCACAACCGGCGCAACAAGGACAAGACCAACAAGGUGCCGCCGCCAACGGUCUUUCUGACGCACGCGACGCGCGCGCUGCUACCGCACAUUCUGCGCGAGACCAAAGGCGGCGACUGCAACGUGUCGUUCUUGAACGACAGCGCGAUCGCGGCCGUCUCGUCGCUCGCGUUCGACCAGCCAUGCGUGCACACGGACCCGCGUGGCACACAAAUCACGAUCACGGCCCACCGCGCCGGCCACGUCGCCGGUGGCGCCCUCUACACGAUCGAGGUCGACGGCACGCAGGUGGUGUUUGUCGAUGGGUUCAACCUCCACGGCUCGCGCGUGCUCUUGCCCGCGAGCUUGCCACCGCGGCCACCGCACAUUGCGCUCAUCCGCGGCAACUACUCGGUGACAGUCUCCGAGACGCGGACCGUCAUCGAGCGCGAGUUUUGCAAGGUCAUUCAUGACGUGAUCAACCUCAAGGGCAAAGUCGUGAUCCCGGUCUUUGGCGUCGGCUGCUUCUUCCACGACAUUCUCUCGCUGCUCACCGACUACUGGGUGCGCAUGGAGCUCACGCACGUGCCCUUGUACGUCACGUCCGACACGCUCCUGCACCAGCAAGCCAACCCGUUCUACCACGCACUGCUUCUCGACUCGUACACGGACGCAUUUGGCCGCCGGACGCGGCUGCCUGUCUACAAGCUCCCGAGUCUCCAGACGCUCCAGGAGCCACACACGCCCAUGAUCGUCUUCUCGGAAGGCGCGUCGCUCACGGCCGGUGACACGGCGGCGGCGCUCCAAGCCAUUGGCCAGCACGUCAACAACCUCCUCGUGCUCUCCGAGUUUUGCACAAAGGGCACGAUCAACCGCUCGUUUCUCAACAACGAAGUGUGCGCCGAGCUUUCCAAGGCCUUCCAUGCGUCCAUUACCUGCCGCGUGCACGAACUCCCGAGCGGCGAAGAAGUCGACGCGCGCGACGUGGCCGAGCUCACGCGCCAGCUCAGCCCGCGGCACCACGUGGUCUUGGCCGGCGUCGACGACGGGCACAUCGCCUGCUUCCACGAGGCAAUUCCAAGCGCGAGCCGACUCACGCCCUUCUCCGUCCUUGGCGAUGACGACCUCGUGCUCAGUGUCCCACGAGACAUUGGCGUCCGCGUCCGCUCCAACGUCGCGUUCAACCGCGGCCCGAUGACGACGCUCCUUGUGGCCGAGCCGCGCAAGAAGAUGGCGGUCUAUGGCGAGAGCAGUCUCCGCCGCCUCAAGAAGAAGCGCCAUACGCUCGAGUACGACCACUCGUGGAAGUACCCGAAAUCGUCGGCGAUCUCCAAGCGCCCGAAAGAGUUCAAGAAGCGGUCGGGCGGCGCAAGCUUCAUGCUCCAGGACCUCCUCGUGAACGACGCCCCCGACUCGGACGACCCGGAAGAAGAGAUGCAAGCGAACGUGAGCGACGUGCACGAUGGCAUCUACCACGCGCUGCACCAGUGGAUGGGUGUCGCCAAGUACCCGAUCGAGCGCCGGCCCAUGAGCGUCGAAGUCGGGUCCGUGCAAGUCGACGUGAGCACCGACUGGUCCAUCAACAUGCGCUGGUCCGUCGACGACGAAGAGCUCGCGAGUCGCGUCUUUGGCCUCGCUCAGCGCGUCGUGCAGCAGCAGUACGGCGAGGCUCACAACCACUCGUACCACCACUAGCACCACUUCUACAUAAUACUACAUGCUUCAUGCUGCAUUCA
Messenger RNA from Saprolegnia diclina VS20, 2033 nucleotides. RefSeq lists its product as hypothetical. NCBI's taxonomy places the organism in Eukaryota, Oomycota, Saprolegniomycetes, Saprolegniales, Saprolegniaceae. Bases 58 to 1992 code for a protein of 644 amino acids. The record is from RefSeq and is a predicted model, not a curated record. Gene Ontology annotation, cellular component: nucleus. Gene Ontology annotation, biological process: snRNA processing. The transcript is spliced from 2 exons.